AUGGCGGUGGCGGCGGCGGUGGGAGUGGGCGCUGGCGCCGGGGGCCCAGGAGCCGCGGGCGGUAGCGGCGGGGCGCGCGAGGGCGCGCGGGUGGCGGCGCUGUGCCUGCUGUGGUACGCGCUGAGCGCGGGCGGCAAUGUAGUCAACAAGGUGAUCCUGAGCGCCUUCCCGUUCCCCGUGACCGUGUCGCUGUGCCACAUCCUGGCGUUGUGCGCGGGGCUCCCGCCUCUGCUCCGCGCCUGGCGCGUGCCCCCGGCGCCGCCAGUCUCGGGCCCUGGGCCCGGUCCGCAUCAGUCGCCGGGCCCGCUCCUGCCACCGCGCUUCUACCCGCGCUACGUGCUGCCGCUCGCCUUCGGCAAGUACUUCGCGUCAGUGUCUGCGCACGUCAGCAUCUGGAAGGUGCCCGUGUCCUACGCGCACACCGUCAAGGCCACCAUGCCCAUCUGGGUGGUCCUCCUGUCCCGGAUCAUCAUGAAGGAGAAACAGAGCACCAAGGUGUACCUGUCACUCAUCCCCAUCAUCAGCGGCGUCCUGCUGGCCACUGUCACGGAGUUGUCCUUCGACAUGUGGGGGCUUGUCAGUGCCCUUGCUGCCACACUGUGCUUCUCGCUUCAGAAUAUUUUCUCCAAAAAGGUAUUAAGAGAUUCAAGGAUCCACCAUCUCCGGCUGCUGAACAUCUUGGGCUGCCAUGCCGUCUUUUUUAUGAUCCCCACGUGGGUCCUGGUGGACCUCUCGGCUUUCCUGGUCAGCAGCGACCUGACCUAUGUGUCCCAGUGGCCUUGGAUGCUUCUGCUCCUGGCUGUCAGCGGCUUCUGUAACUUUGCCCAGAACGUCAUUGCCUUCAGCAUCCUCAACCUCAUCAGCCCUCUGAGCUACUCGGUCGCCAACGCCACCAAGAGAAUCAUGGUCAUCACAGUGUCCCUGAUCAUGCUGCGAAACCCAGUCACCAGCACCAACGUCCUGGGCAUGAUGACGGCCAUCCUGGGAGUCUUUCUGUACAACAAGACCAAGUAUGAUGCGAAUCAGCAAGCCCGGAAGCACCUCCUCCCCGUCACGACGGGGGACCUGAGCAGUAAGGAGCAUCAUCGGAGCGCCCUGGAGAAGCCCCACAACGGCAUUCUCUUCCCCCAGCACGGGGACUAUCAGUACGGCCGCAACAACAUCUUGACAGAUCACUUCCAGUACAGCCGGCAGAGCUACCCAAACUCGUACACUUUGAACCGUUACGACGUGUAGAGUCUAGCGACCAGGGCAGGACGUUCUGCCAAUCCUCCCUCUUACCCCCCAGCAGUACCAGAAACUUCUGACAACCAGUGAAUGUACAACCCAGCCAAGGGGGGAUGGUGCAGAACCAUCAGAAGACCCUGGGGUUCCCGGCCCCCUGGGGGCAGCAGGACGCCGUCCCUGCAGUGGGGACCACUGCUCCCGAGCUCCGGUGUUUCAUGCCCUUUCUUCCUGGAGUCUGUCUUCUGAGGGCUGCGUCGCCAUAUGGAAAUCUCGUCCGGCUUUUACCUUUCUGUGUGGACUUACUUCCCAAGUCAUGUUUUUCAGAGUUCUUGUUCUGUUUUCCAGAUAACAGCCAGGACCCUCUCUGGAAAGGACACAGACCUCGGAGUGGGCAAGAGGUGGUUUGCAGGGAGGGUGGCAAGGGUGGUGCUUGGUGACAGGCUAGCAGCUUUAAUUCCACUGCUCAGGUAGGCGUAGGACUGGUGCAGCCAUGGAGCAGAGGAGUGUAACGGUUAUUGAAAACAUCUCCAGCCACAAAGAUGGACUCAGCUUUCUGAUCAGCCCAUGGCUGUUUGCAGUUCUGGCAAAUGUUCCCCAGUGCAAAGCUAUUGUAAUUAGCAUUGAAUUCUUAGAGCCUAAUUCUGACACAAAAGUCAGAGGUGGCGUGUGCCCGGAUCCAGAGGGAAAGGUGGCCACUGUCUCCUGGGCUCCCUCUUCCGUUGGUGGAGCAGGGCAUCUCUCCUCUCGGAGCAGCAAGGAGGAGGGGACACAGGGCUGUGAGAAGGAUCAUGAGGAAAUCGUGUUCAGUGUUUCA
This is a messenger RNA of Lagenorhynchus albirostris (white-beaked dolphin), 2041 nucleotides long. RefSeq names its product solute carrier family 35 member E1 (gene SLC35E1). The coding region runs from base 1 to 1236 and encodes 411 amino acids. Gene Ontology annotation, cellular component: Golgi apparatus. Gene Ontology annotation, molecular function: antiporter activity. The record is from RefSeq and is a predicted model, not a curated record. NCBI's taxonomy places the organism in Eukaryota, Metazoa, Chordata, Mammalia, Artiodactyla, Delphinidae. The transcript has 6 exons.